Molecule: messenger RNA, 1224 nt
Organism: Sciurus carolinensis (gray squirrel)
Lineage: Eukaryota; Metazoa; Chordata; Mammalia; Rodentia; Sciuridae
Gene: Ctxn1
Product: cortexin 1
Exons: 2
Coding region: 213-461 (82 amino acids)
Source: RefSeq, a predicted model, not a curated record
GCGGCCCGGCUGGCGCGCGGCUCGCCUGCCUCGGUCUCCGCCGCUCCAGGGGCGGGUGGGGUGGGCUGAGCCGGGGCCGCCGCCGCUGCUGCCGCCGCCGCCGCUGGAGAAAGGCCGAGAGCAGAGCCGGUGCAGGUCCCUGGAGAGAGUGCGGCCGCCGGGCGGCCCGUCCGAGUCCAGGUUGAAGCCAGGGGCUUGCGGCUAUGUGAGCCAUGAGCGCGACGUGGACUUUGUCACCGGAGCCGCUGCCGCCGUCGACAGGACCCCCAGUGGGUGCGGGCCUGGACGCAGAGCAGCGCACGGUGUUCGCCUUCGUGCUCUGCCUGCUCGUGGUGCUGGUGCUGCUGAUGGUGCGCUGCGUGCGCAUCUUGCUCGACCCCUACAGCCGCAUGCCCGCCUCGUCCUGGACCGACCACAAGGAGGCGCUCGAGCGUGGGCAGUUUGACUACGCCUUGGUGUGAGGGGCGCGGCGCUCCGGGCCGGCCCUUAACUGUGUCUCCGAGGGCCACCCGGGCAGGGGCACCUCCUGGCCAGGUCUGCGCUGAAGAUCCUGGCCCGGAACCCCCAGCCCGGGGCCCGGGCGUUAAGAGAAGUCCAGCCCCUCCCUCCUUUAACCCCGCUCAUCUUCCCCUUGGCCUGGCCGGGAGUCCCACCUCGUGCCUUUAUCUGUCCUGCCCCCUUCUCCUCUGCACUCUGAAUCCUGGGUGGGAGAAGGAUUCCCGCACCGACCCCCUUCUUCCCCAGCGUGUAAGUGGCUCCGCUAUUGUCCUGCCUGUGGGCAUGAGUGUUACGUCCUUUCCUGAAAGUGGGGACACACAUUGUCCACCACACCUGUCUUCUGACCACCCUCAGUUUCACGGUGAUUGAGUGCUGAGCCCUCCUUGAGCUCCGGCCCUACCGGAGCUCUCUCGGGCCUAAGGGGUGAAUGGUUGCUUACUAAUAAUACCCUGCACGGCCUGCCCCGGAGACGGACCCACUGUGGCUGCUGUGUCCAGGAUGUGUGGCACCUUCGGUGGAAGAGGAGUGCGGGGCAGGCUCAUCCCUGCCCCCAGCCUGGGCCCCAGUACAGGUCAGCGCGCCCUCCCUCAUGUCAACCUCCGCCCCCACGGCCCCCCCUGCUUCCUCCUGCUGGCCCCCCUGCGACCCCACCCCACCUCUCACGCCUUUUCACUUCUCCCUGCCUCUGAGCGGUGAUGAUGAUGAUAAUAAAUGCUAUGGAGCGAC